AUGGGCAGAGACAUUGUCGCAUUGGACGACCUUACCGUAAACAACGUCGGAACAUUCCAGAAAAUUAAUGAAGUAGUGUUGCCCUCUCGUUACGAUGCUGCAUGGUACCAGGAAGCAGUGACACCGGGACAAAUCACCAAAUUGGCAUUUUAUGCUGAAAUACCAGUGGGAGCUAUAAAAGCCAGAGCAUUUAACAAUACCCACAAGAUCAGUCUGCUCGAACUGUUGUUGCGUUUCCAAUUGCCUUCCAAGAACAUACCUAAUGCUAUCUACAUUGAAAGUUUUGCCGUAUUAGAAAAGUACCGUGGAUUGGGCAUUGGCAGUAAAUUGUUGAACUACGUUAUUGAAGAGACAAAAUCGAGAUUCAUUCAUGAGAUUUAUAUUCAUGUCCAUGUGGAUAAUAAGGAGGCCAUUGAAUGGUACUUGAAAAAGGGAUUCGUCAAAAAGGAUGAAGUCAUCAAGGAUUAUUACAAGAGCUUAGAAAUACCAAACCCUGAUGCCUACAUCAUGACUUUGGCAGUAUAGUUUGGCUCGACACUUUUUUUUAUUAUUAUGUAUAUAUAUAUAUAUAAAUAUAUUCUAAUCAG
Spathaspora passalidarum NRRL Y-27907 is the source of this 587-nucleotide messenger RNA. RefSeq names its product peptide alpha-N-acetyltransferase subunit (gene NAT5). The transcript has a single exon. NCBI's taxonomy places the organism in Eukaryota, Fungi, Ascomycota, Pichiomycetes, Serinales, Debaryomycetaceae. Gene Ontology annotation, molecular function: acyltransferase activity, transferring groups other than amino-acyl groups. Bases 1 to 525 code for a protein of 174 amino acids. The record is from RefSeq and is a predicted model, not a curated record. Gene Ontology annotation, biological process: mitotic sister chromatid cohesion. Gene Ontology annotation, cellular component: NatA complex.